Messenger RNA from Dendrobium catenatum, 4053 nucleotides. Its product is annotated as ubiquitin carboxyl-terminal hydrolase 12. Gene Ontology annotation, molecular function: cysteine-type endopeptidase activity; protein binding; cysteine-type deubiquitinase activity. Lineage: Eukaryota; Viridiplantae; Streptophyta; Magnoliopsida; Asparagales; Orchidaceae. Gene Ontology annotation, cellular component: cytosol; nucleus. Gene Ontology annotation, biological process: protein deubiquitination; regulation of protein stability. The coding region runs from base 143 to 3487 and encodes 1114 amino acids. The transcript has 32 exons. The record is from RefSeq and is a predicted model, not a curated record.
CUUUUCAGUUUUCUCGGUGGCGUGACCGGUGUCCCUUCAUUCGCUUCUCAGAACCCCUCGGCCCCUUCCUUCUCCGGCUAACCGCCUCCUCUACCACCUUCACAAGAUCGGAAUCUUCGCAGCCGCCUCUCCCAUCUCAUCCAUGACUGUGGUGACUCCACCCCUCAUUGACAAAGAAGAAGAAGAGAUGCUAGUUCCCCACUCAGAGUUCCCGGAAGCUCCCCAGCCCAUGGAAGUUGUUCCAGCGGAAGCUGCCAGCACUGCUGAGAAUCAGCAGUUGGAGGACCCCCCGUCAUCUCGAUUCACGUGGACGAUUGAGAAUUUCUCAAGGUUAAGCGUUAAGAAACAUUACUCCGAGACUUUCAUUGUUGGUGGCUAUAAAUGGAGAAUUUUGAUAUUUCCAAAGGGAAACAAUGUAGAUCACCUGUCUAUGUACCUGGAUGUUGCUGAUUCAGCUAAUUUGCCAUAUGCGUGGAGUAGAUAUGCACAGUUUAGUCUUGCUGUGAUCAAUCAACCGAACAUCAAGUAUACUAUAAGAAAAGAUACUCAGCACCAAUUCAAUUCACGGGAAAGUGAUUGGGGAUUUACUUCAUUUAUGCCCCUUAGUGAUCUAUAUGACCCACUUAGAGGCUAUCUUGUAAAUGAUGUAGUGGUGGUUGAAGCUGAGGUUGUUGUUCGCAAAGUGGUUGAUUAUUGGACUUAUGACUCAAAAAAGGAAACAGGUUACGUUGGUCUGAAGAAUCAAGGUGCCACAUGUUAUAUGAACUCUCUUCUCCAAACUUUGUACCAUAUUCCAUAUUUCAGAAAGGCUGUGUACCAUAUGCCUACGACUGAGAAUGAUAUUCCUUCCGGAAGCAUCCCUUUGGCUCUUCAGAGUUUGUUUUAUAAGCUUCAGUACAGUGAUAGUAGUGUUGCUACGAAAGAGUUGACAAAAUCAUUUGGAUGGGAUACAUAUGAUUCAUUCAUGCAGCAUGAUGUGCAAGAACUUAAUAGGGUUCUUUGUGAGAAGCUGGAAGAUAAGAUGAAGGGAACUGUUGUUGAGGGCACUAUACAACAAUUAUUCGAAGGUCACCACAUGAACUAUAUUGAGUGUAUUAAUGUCGAUUACAAAUCAAGGCGGAAAGAGUCAUUCUAUGACCUUCAACUUGAUGUCAAAGGCUGUCGUGAUGUUUAUGCUUCCUUUGAUAAGUAUGUUGAAGUUGAGCGUCUUGAAGGAGACAACAAGUAUCAGGCAGAACAAUAUGGUUUACAGGAUGCUAAGAAGGGUGUACUCUUUAUCGACUUCCCUCCGGUUUUGCAACUCCAGCUAAAACGCUUUGAGUAUGAUUAUAUGAGGGAUACAAUGGUAAAGAUAAAUGAUAGAUAUGAGUUCCCAUUGCAGCUAGACCUUGAUAGGGACGAUGGAAAAUACCUUUCUCCUGAUGCUGAUAGAAGUGUUCGCAACCUUUACACUCUGCACAGCGUUCUUGUCCACAGCGGCGGUGUGCAUGGUGGACAUUACUAUGCUUUUAUUAGACCAAUUCUUUCUGAUCAGUGGUUUAAGUUUGAUGAUGAACGAGUGACAAAAGAAGAAAUGAAGAGGGCUCUGGAAGAGCAGUAUGGUGGUGAGGAAGAGUUGCCACAGACGAAUCCUGGCUUCAACAACACACCAUUUAAGUUUACAAAGUAUUCAAAUGCUUACAUGCUUGUCUACAUUCGUGAGAGUGACAAGGAUAAGAUAAUCUGCAGUGUGGAUGAAAAAGACAUCGCAGAACACCUUAGAAUUAGAUUGAAGAAAGAACAGGAAGAGAAAGAACACAAGAAGAAGGAAAAAGCAGAGGCUCACCUUUAUACUAUCAUAAAGGUUGCCCGAGAUGAAGACUUAACUGAGCAGAUAGGAAGGGGUAUUUAUUUUGAUUUGGUAGACCAUGACAAGGUUCGCAGCUUCCGUAUUCAAAAACAAAUGCCUUUCAAAGCUUUCAAGGAGGAGGUAGCCAAAGAAUUGGGAAUUCCAGUACAAUUCCAGCGUUUUUGGCUAUGGGCCAAGAGGCAAAACCAUACAUACCGCCCCAAUAGACCUUUAACCUUGAUAGAAGAAGCACAAUCUGUUGGACAAUUGAGGGAGGUGUCAACUAAAGGACAGACUGCUGAACUUCGCCUAUUUUUGGAAUUGGAGCUUGUUGACUCACGUCCUGUUCCUCUUCCUGACAAGACUAAGGAAGACAUAUUACUUUUUUUCAAGCUUUACGACCCUGUGAAGGAAGAGCUAAGGUACAUGGGUCGGCUCUUUGUCAAAGCACUUGGGAAACCUGCUGAAAUUCUAACAAAACUCAAUGAAAUGGCUGGUUUUUCACCAAAUGAAGAAAUUGAAUUGUACGAGGAAAUAAAGUUUGAACCAACCGUUAUGUGUGAGCGCAUUGACAAGAAGCUCAAUUUUAAAUCCAGCCAGCUUGAGGAUGGUGAUAUAGUUUGUUAUCAGAAAUGUCGGCGUGACAACGAUGAUCAGUGUCGCUAUCCGGAUAUCCCAUCCUUUUUGCGAUAUGUUCUUAGUCGGCAGGUUGUUCAUUUCAGAUCACUGGAGAAGCCAAAAGAGGAUGAUUUUUACUUAGAACUGUCAAAGUCUUAUACAUAUGAUGAUGUCGUUGAAAGAGUUGCUCGUCAUCUUGGUUUGGAUGAUGCAUCAAAAAUUCGUCUUACAUCCCAUAAUUGCUAUUCUCAGCAGCCAAAACCCCAGCCGAUCAAGUAUCGCGGUGUAGAGCACCUGUUAGACAUGUUGGUCCAUUAUAAUCAGAUUUCUGACAUACUAUAUUACGAAGUUCUGGACAUUCCUCUGCCUGAAUUACAAGGGUUGAAAACUCUUAAAGUUGCAUUCCACGUUGCCACAAAAGAUGAAAUCGUAGUUCAUAGUGUUAGACUGCCCAAAAACAGCGUUGUCGCUGAUGUUAUCAAUGACCUCAAAACUAAGGUUGAAUUAUCUCAUCCCAAUGCUGAACUCCGGUUACUGGAGGUCUUUUAUCACAAGAUCUACAAGAUCUUUCCGCUUAAUGAGAAGAUAGAAAAUAUAAAUGAUCAAUACUGGACUCUGCGUGCAGAAGAGAUACUCGAGGAAGAGAAAAAUCUUGGGCCACAAGAUCGUUUAAUUCAUGUCUACCACUUCAUGAAAGAUCAGAAUCAAAAUCAAAUGCAAGUUCAGAAUUUUGGCGAGCCUUUCUUCUUUGUUCUCCAUGAUGGAGAAACUUUGGCUGAAGUGAAGGUUCGAAUCCAGAAGAAACUGCAAAUUCCUGAUGAGGAGUUUUCCAAGUGGAAAUUUGCAUGCUUAGUACUUGGCCGGCAUGAAUAUCUUCAAGAUUCUGAUGUAGUUUCUGUUCGCUUUCAGAGAAGAGAUGUUUAUGGGGCUUGGGAGCAAUGCCUUGGAUUGGAACAUUCAGAUACUGCUCCAAAAAAAGCUUAUCAAGUAAAUCAGAACCGUCACAGCACAUACGAGAAGCCUGUGAAAAUUUACAACUAGGUAAAAAUGUGAUUUCCCAGGAUCAUUCAUUCGCCCCUUCUACUAAAAUACUUAAUUAAAUUAGUGCAAUCUAGCGUGGGAUGGGAAAUUUAGAUCCUAAAAUACAAAAAUAGCUUCUCUGAGAAAGACUCGUCUUUAGUCCCAGUUUAUUAAUGUUGUUGUCGCUGGAGGGCCAGGCCAUUUUGUUUUGAGGCUGGAAUGGCUUUGUUCUCGGUUUCCUGCGUAUUAUUUAGCAGAGGCAGUAUAAGUUUUCUGAUUAAUUUCCAAGGCUUCACAUCACCAUAAUGGCUUUCGUUUUCACCGUACUUUAGUACAUAAGAAAGUUUUUUUUUUUUUUUUUUGGUUUAGGAGAUGUAUAAAUAGGUAUAUAGCUCGUUCGGACGAGGAUAUUCUAUUUUUAAUUCUUGCAUUUGUUUGCCCAUUUUUGCUUUUUCUUUGUUAAAGAGGGUUGUAUAAUUCUGGUGAUUGUUAUCGAAUAAUUGAGCUGUUGAUUUGUGUAAAAGAUAUAUGUCUCUAACCUCGUUUAUUUCUUCUCUUUCUGAAGUACAAUUUUUUUUAUUUUUUUA